AGUGAACGCCACUUUUCUAAUUCUAACUGGACGUCACAAAUACAAAAUGGCAAAGAAAAGAAAGGGUUCAGGCCGAGCCGCUCCAAGCGGCCCGAAAGAAUUUGACGAAAAAGAUGGGAAUCUUGGACCAAUUACAUCCUAUAGGGACGUUGCCGACGAGGAAGAUGACUUUCAUAUUAAUAGAGACAAGGUGAUGCUUGAUGAGGGACCAGAGGCCAAAAGGCAGCGCAAAUGGGCAGAGCAAGACGCAUUCCUCGAGCCUUCCGAUGAGGAAGUUCUUGGAUACUCCGAUGCUAGUUCCGAAGACGACGAGGCGGCAGGGAGCCGAUUGAGCAAAAGCAAGUCGAAUCGCAAGGCAACUUCGGAUUCGGAAGGAUCAGAGGCAGAGGAGGAGGACGAAGACGCUGAGGGUUGGGGAUCAUCGAAAAAAGACUACUACAAUGCGGAUAAUAUCGAGACGGAGGUGGACGCCUUAGAAGAGGAGGCUGAAGCAAAGCGUUUACAGCAAAAGAAGUUGCAGAGCAUGUCCGAGGCAGAUUUUGGGUUUGAUGAAAACGAGUGGCUGCAAGAAGCAAAGGAUGACGACGGAGACGUAGUCACAGAGAUUCUAAAGGACGUGGAAAUCACGGACGACUUGGGACCAGAGGAGCGACUGAAGCUGCUCCAGACGAGAUACCCCGAAUUCGAGUUUCUGGCAAAUGAGUUCGUGGAAUUACAUCCGGUCCUGGAGGAUCUCAACAACGAAAUCAGCGCCACAGGGCCCAGGAAUACUGUCGCGGUUAUUAAGAGCCGUGCCUUGGCUGCUUAUCUUGGAGCGCUGACAAUGUACUUUGCCGUCCUCACUUCUACAGCAAAGGAAGAGAACGCCAAGUCAGCUCUUGACCCAAUGGAACUCCGAGACCAUGCGGUUAUGGAUAGUCUUCUACUGUGCCGCGAGAUGUGGUCCAAAACAAAGACCCUUCAAGCAGAGGAUAUGCCAUUUGGCGGCCUUGACGAAGAUGAGAUACUAUCCGACGAAGCCACACCCGAAACCGACGAGGAUGAGGCCUUUGAACGUAUUCCAUCAACCAAGAAGUCCAAAAAGGCUGCCAAGCUUGAAGCUGCUGCUGCUGCAACAGCUAAAGCGCGCAAGGCCCGAAUCGACGCCAACGAAGCUUCUUUGACCGACCUCUCCUCCCUCAUCCCCACCACCAAAACACGCAAAUCCUCAAGCUCCAAGGCCAAGCCAGCUAUCGUGCAAGACUCCGACUCCGACUUUGGAGAAGAAGAAACUCUCUCCUCGCGCGCCCUUGCUGAGAAGGCCGCCAAGAAGAAAUCUCUCCGCUUCUACACCUCUCAAAUCGCACAGAGGUCGAAUAAGCGCAACGAGGCUGGUCGUGACGCGGGUGGUGAUGCUGAUCUACCGUACCGUGAGCGCCUGCGCGAUAGGCAGAACAGGCUGAAUGCUGAAGCUGAACGCCGUGGCAAGAAAUUAGACGAGUAUGGCCGAGGCGCUGAGCUUGGUGGAAAUAGUGACGAAGAAGAUGAUGCGGAUAGAGCCGCUGGCAAGAAGGUCCAAGACGAAGAAGAUGAGUACUACGAUCUCGUGGCACAAACGUCGAAGGCAAAGAAGGCUAUGAAGGAAGAUAAGCACGCAGCCCUUGUUGCUGCAGAGGCUGAGAAUUCCUUGGCCAGAGUUGAGGGCGAGGAUGUUGGUGAGGAUGGCAAGCGUGCCAUAGGAUAUGUGAUUUCCAAAAACCGUGGACUCGCGCCGAAGAGGAAGAAGGAAGUCCGCAACCCCAGAGUUAAGAAGAGGAUGAAGUAUGAGGAGAAGAUGAAGAAGUUGGGCAGCAUGAAGGCCAUUUAUAAGGGCGGCGAGGAGCGCGGUGGUUACUCGGGUGAGAAGACUGGUAUUAAGGCCGGGGUGGUUAAGAGUGUCAAGUUGUAGAUAUGGAGUCUUGAAAAUGAAAUCAAAUUUGUUACAGACAUGUACGUUCCAUAGACCCCGGGCAAGCUACGGCAUAGAUAUAAUUUAACAAAAGUCACG
Pseudogymnoascus verrucosus is the source of this 2026-nucleotide messenger RNA. RefSeq lists its product as uncharacterized. Lineage: Eukaryota; Fungi; Ascomycota; Leotiomycetes; Thelebolales; Thelebolaceae. The coding region runs from base 47 to 1927 and encodes 626 amino acids. The transcript is spliced from 2 exons. Gene Ontology annotation, biological process: maturation of SSU-rRNA from tricistronic rRNA transcript (SSU-rRNA, 5.8S rRNA, LSU-rRNA). The record is from RefSeq and is a predicted model, not a curated record. Gene Ontology annotation, cellular component: nucleolus; small-subunit processome.